UUGAAACAGCCGCGGCCAAUUUGGACAGCUCUAAAUUUGCCCCUUUUAUCUCUCACUAUAUAUCUCUCCUCUUUUUUUUCUUAUAAUUUCCUACGUCUGGUCGAAUAAAACACGCAACAGAGACAGAGUAAAACAAUGGCCGACUCCCUUUUGCAAAAGGCCACCUCUGCCCUUGGUGAAGCCAAACAAACCGUUAUCGCCUCUGCUGAAAACGCCAAGACCGAUGUCGUGAAGGAUGCAGUUGACAAUGUGGUGUCAAGAGGCAUAGAUGGAGCCAAAACCCUGUUGCACGGAUUGGAGGAGAAGAAAGGUGAAGUCUCCUCCAAAAUCUUGGGCGCUGUUACACACUUUACCGGUAGCGCUGACUCAGCAGCCACAACCGCAAACCGUGACUUACCCGUAUCCACAGACGAUCAGCCACUCCUAGCGGCAGGUGAUCGUGAGGUCGAGACGCCAUGGUGGAAGAACUGUUGUGGAGUUCUUGAUCUUCUCAAGGCAUCAUCAUCGUCAUCAGCUACUUGAAGAAACAGAGGAGAGAAAAAGAUCCCACCCAGUUUUCAAACUAUGUUCUGAGUAUUUACUUCCGUUUUCUUGAGAGUGAUUUCGGAUUGUGUCGUUUACUUUUAAUUCCUCUUGCUGUUUUUCAUAAACUUGUGGUUUUUUUUUUCAAUCUUUUGAUUGUUGCCAAGAACAUUUGUAAUGAAGAAAAAGUAAGCAAACACACAAUAAAGAAGACUCCAAAAUUGUGAAACCAAUCAAAUUCUCGAGCACAGAACAAGAAAGUUACGUAGGAAACACUUUUGAAACAAAGAAAUCAAAUUCAUAUAAAGUCUACCUCGAAAUCAACCCCUCCUCGAGUGGUAAAUGUAGCAGACAACAGCUGCUCCCGCCACUGCAACUGCAACCGCUGCCAAAGCUCCACCAGAACCAGCACUAGUCACAGUCGGCGACCAUGACUUGAACUCAAUACCAUUAAGGGGCUCAACCAUAUUCUUCAAUCCACUGAUCAUCUUCUCAGCAUCAUCCAUCUGUUUCUGUAACUCCACAAUCUCUGAUUCCAAAGCCACCACCUUCUUCUCUGAAUCUUUCAACGCCUCUUCCACAACCAUCUUCUCUGAAAUCCACUUCUGCAACUCUGCUUUCCCUUUAGCUACAUCUGAUUCCAAACUCUUAAUCUUCUUCUUCAAAUCAUCCACCUCCUUCUCCUUACUGUCAAUCUUCUCCCUCAUCUCUUCCUCUGCUCGGAACUUUUUGUUCUUCUCCUCUAACUCCUUCACCUCCAAAGCACCAAGCUUUGUCUCCAAUUCCUUCAUUCUCUUCUCAUUCUCCUCCUUAACAGUCCUUAAACCAGCGACCUCUUUCUCCAAUUCCUCAAUUCCAUCACCUCUCUGUGAAAUCUCAGAACGGAGCUUCUCCGCCUCCGCCGUAACGUCUUCUCCUUCCGUCUUUGCCGUGAUCAGUUCAUGCUGCAACCGUGCAACUUCGGUCUCUAACUCCGAAGCUCUCGAAGCUAUGGCUUCAAGAACCUUCCUCUCCUCAUCGGACUUGUCAAUCUCUCGCUCCAUCUCACCCAUCUUACGCCUGGCCUUGGAUUCGGCUCCUCUCAGCUCCUCGAUCUCCGCCUUCAAGCUCUCGAUUUUACGACUGAUUUCAUCGUUAUCUCUGGCCAGUUCCUGAUUCAGAGACUCGAGCUGUCCGAUCUUACGAUUCAGUUCCGUGGACUUGCCGUCAUCGGCUUGUUGAUCAGAAUCGAAGAAACUCUCAUCCUCCUGCCCAGUCGCUUCGCCGUUGAAGCUCCUCUCUUCCGCCAUCUCCAGCAACAGCGAGAAAAAGGAUCGGAAAAUCGAAUCGAAGGAGGAAAGUGAUAAACCCUAAAGAUG
Arabidopsis lyrata subsp. lyrata is the source of this 1880-nucleotide messenger RNA. RefSeq lists its product as uncharacterized. Bases 136 to 522 code for a protein of 128 amino acids. NCBI's taxonomy places the organism in Eukaryota, Viridiplantae, Streptophyta, Magnoliopsida, Brassicales, Brassicaceae. The record is from RefSeq and is a predicted model, not a curated record. The transcript has 2 exons.